AUGAAGGCGCAGAACAUUCGGACCCUUUCUCUCAUCCUGUGUAUGCUAUCCUACCUGCUUAUGGGAGCCGCGGUGUUCGACGCCCUCGAAUCAGAGACCGAGAACUCGAGGAAGAAGAUCCUGGAACAGAAGCGCAAUGAGCUGAAGAAGAAGUACGGAUUUACCGAUGACGACUACCGGGAGAUCGAGAGGGUGGUUCUACAGUCGGAGCCCCAUUGCGCGGGGAGACAGUGGAAAUUCGCGGGAUCCUUUUACUUUGCCAUCACCGUCAUCACAACGAUAGGUUAUGGCCAUGCUGCUCCAAGCACUGAUGCUGGAAAGGUAUUCUGCAUGUUCUAUGCAGUUCUGGGUAUCCCUCUGACACUGGUCAUGUUCCAGAGCAUGGGGGAAAGGAUCAACACGUUUGUCCGCUACCUCCUCCGCAGGCUCAAGCGAUGCAUGGGCUUACGGAAGACUGACGUGUCCAUGGGGAACAUGGUGCUGGUGGGCCUCCUGUCCUGCAUGAGCACCCUCUGUGUCGGGGCAGCAGCCUUCUCCCACUUUGAGGGCUGGACCUUCUUCAACGCCAUGGAGGGAGGUACCAGUCGUACCAAUCUCAUCCCCUCUCCAUCUGAGGAGCGUAGGGAGACCCCUGGGGGCAGGGACUCUGCUAAGCAUCCUGAGUCCCGCAUCAGCGCCCUCUGCUCCUGUAUGUGCUUCAGGCUGGGUGCCUCUGACAGCCCCUCUCCGGCGCACUGUGAGCACUCAGGCUGCCACAGCAACCCUGUCUUCUACAACUCGAUCUCCUACAGGGUGGAUGGAGCCUCCUGCAGCUCCAGGGGCACCUCAUCCCAGUCCUUCCCCAGCACCGAUGCCCUUUUCCUGGCGAUGAGCAGCCCUCACACACGGAGGAAGUCAGUGUAG
Coregonus clupeaformis (lake whitefish) is the source of this 903-nucleotide messenger RNA. Its product is annotated as potassium channel subfamily K member 15-like. The transcript is spliced from 3 exons. NCBI's taxonomy places the organism in Eukaryota, Metazoa, Chordata, Actinopteri, Salmoniformes, Salmonidae. The record is from RefSeq and is a predicted model, not a curated record. The coding region runs from base 1 to 903 and encodes 300 amino acids. Gene Ontology annotation, cellular component: membrane. Gene Ontology annotation, molecular function: potassium ion leak channel activity. Gene Ontology annotation, biological process: potassium ion transmembrane transport; stabilization of membrane potential.